Molecule: messenger RNA, 1965 nt
Organism: Plenodomus lingam JN3
Lineage: Eukaryota; Fungi; Ascomycota; Dothideomycetes; Pleosporales; Leptosphaeriaceae
Gene: KU70
Product: ATP-dependent DNA helicase II subunit 1
Biological process (GO): telomere maintenance; double-strand break repair via nonhomologous end joining
Cellular component (GO): nucleus; Ku70:Ku80 complex
Molecular function (GO): telomeric repeat DNA binding; double-stranded DNA binding; damaged DNA binding
Source: RefSeq, a predicted model, not a curated record
AUGGCGGACCCACAAGAUAAUCGAUCGAGUGAAGAGCAGGAAGAGGAAGAAGAAGAAAUUGAUGACUCUAGCUACAAGACUAUCAAGGAUGCUGUGCUCUUCGCCAUUGAUGUCAGCCCCACAAUGUUAGAACGACCUCCCAAGUCAGAAGACAAGAAAGCAGAUCGUGACUCUCCGACAUCUGCCGCGCUAAAAUGUGCCUAUCAAUUGAUGCAGCAGCGUAUCAUCUCGAAUCCAAACGACAUGAUGGGCAUCUUAUUGUUUGGCACUGAGCAAACUGACUUGAAAGAUGGGGACAGCACGUUUCAGCAUUGCUACCUACUGGCAGACCUCGAUGUCCCAUCAGCACAAGAUGUAAAAAGUCUACGAGAUCUAGUCGAGGAUGAAGAAGAGGCAGAAAAGAUUCUUAAGCCUGCUAAAGAAGGCUACAGCAUAUCGACAGUGCUCUUCUGCGCAAACCAAAUCUUCACAACAAAAGCGCCCAACUUCUCCUCGAGAAGACUGUUCCUGGUAACAGACAACGACUAUCCUGCCAAAAUCAAGGCGGACAAAGAUACAGCAGUGACUCGUGCACGAGAUUUGUAUGACUUGGGUUGCACAAUCGAUCUAUUCCCAAUAUCUCAACCUGGCCAUACCUUCGACCGCUCUCGCUUCUACGAUGAUCUUGUGUAUCCCACAUCACCUUCAGAUCCAGACGCACCGAUUUCCCUAGCAUCCACGACCAAAAUCGCAAAGUCUGGUGAAGGCAUCUCCCUCCUUAAACAGCUCAUCUCAUCAAUCAACUCCAAAGCCACACCUCGCCGCGCUCUAUUCACCCUCCCUCUUGAACUGGGACCGGACUUCCGCAUUGGUGUAAAAGGCUACGUCCUGAUCAAACGCCAAGAACAUGUCAAGUCCUGCUACGUCUGGGUGGGAGGCGAGAAGCCCCAAAUCGCCACCUCCUCGACGUCGCACUUGGCCGACGACUCUGCGCGUACCAUCGAAAAGACAGAGCUGCAAAAAGCCUACAAGUUUGGCGGCGAGGCGAUUACCUUCACUCCAGAGGAAAUCACCAAAAUACGACAAUGUUUUGGUGAUCCCGUGAUCCGCAUCAUCGGCUUCAAGCCCAUCUCCUGUCUCCCUCUAUGGGCAAACGUCAACAAAGCAACGUUCCUCUACCCCUCAGAAGUAGAUUACAUAGGAUCUACCCGGGUCUUCGCCGCCCUUCAGCAAAAAUUGCUCAAAUCCCAGAAAAUGGGCCUCGUAUGGUUCAUAGCGCGCCGCAACGCCUCACCCGCCCUCUGCGCCCUCAUCCCCUCCGAGGAAAAACUCAACGCAGACGGUGAACAAACCACACCACCAGGCCUCUGGCUCAUCCCCCUCCCCUUCGCCGACGACCUCCGCCAAUUCCCCGAACCACCCGACAGCCCGCUCAGAACCACAAACGAGCUCACCGACAAAAUGCGCCUCAUCAUCGAGCAACUCCAACUCCCAAAGGGCAUGUACGAUCCCUCAAAGUACCCAAACCCCAAUCUCCAAUGGUUCUACCGCGUCCUCCAGGCCCUCGCCCUCGAAGACGAAAUCCCCGAGAAACCAGACGACAAGACGAUUCCGCGCUACAAGCAAAUCGACAAGCGCUGCGGCGAGUACAUUGAGGAUUUCGCACGCGAGUUCAACGUUGCGUUUGCGUCGCAGCAGAAGACGUCGUUGGCGGAUCGGACGGCGAAGAAGCGCGGGGCGGGUGGACAGGAGAUGCCAGCUAAGCGGGUGAAGAAGGAGCCCCAGGCUAAGCAGAUAGAGGGCGGUGAUGACGAGGCUGGGAUGACGGAUCAACAGAUGGCCGAGUUGAAUGAUAAGGGUCAGAUUAGCAAACAGACUGUUGCUGUGUUGAGGGAUUGGCUUGCGCAGAGGGGACAAAGUACGGUGGGGAAGAAGGCUGAGCUGUUGGAGAGGGUACAGAUGUAUGUCGAGGGCAAGGGACUUUGA